AUGUCCAGCUUGAACAUUCUUGUUGUUGGUAACGGCGGUAGAGAGCAUGCCAUUGCCUGGAGAUUGGCCCAAUCUGCCAGUGUUGGCAAAGUCUAUGUUGCACCGGGAAAUGGAGGUACUUCUACUGUUGGAGACAAGGUGCAGAACGUUCCAGAAUUGUCAGGCUCCCCUAAGCACUUUGAUGCUUUGCAGAGAUUCGCUGUUGAGAACAAGAUCGGCUUGGUCGUUCCUGGGCCUGAACAGCCUUUGGUUGACGGCAUCUCAACUGUCUUCACGAAUGUCGGAAUUCCAGUCUUCGGCCCAUCUGCCAAGGCUGCUGUCAUGGAGGGCUCCAAGGCCUUUUCCAAGGUCUUCAUGGACAAGCACAACAUCCCAACUGCCAGAUUCAAGAACUUCACCAACGUGGAGGAGGCCAAGAAACACAUCGAGGAGAUCGACUACAAGAUCGUGUUGAAGGCCGAUGGAAUCGCUGCCGGCAAGGGUGUUUUGAUCCCAGAGACCAAGGAAGAAGCUUUGGCUGGUUUGAAUGAGAUCAUGGUCGACAGAAACUUCGGCGCUGCCGGCGAUGAAAUCGUGAUUGAGGAGUUCUUGGAAGGCGACGAGUUGUCGAUCUUGACUAUCACCGACGGAUACUCUUUCUUCAACCUACCUGCCGCACAAGACCACAAAAGAGUUGGAGAUGGCGACUCGGGCUUGAACACCGGUGGAAUGGGUGCCUAUGCCCCAGCGCCCAUCGCCACUGGCGAGGUGUUGGCCAAGAUAAACGAGCAGAUUAUCAAGCCUACCAUCGAUGGCAUGAGAAAGGACGGAUACCCCAUGUGCGGUGUUUUGUUCACUGGUAUCAUGUUGUCUCCAAGCAAGGAGCCCAAGGUCUUGGAAUACAACGUCAGAUUUGGCGACCCUGAGACCCAGACGGUCUUGCCCUUGUUGACCGACGACACAGACUUGGCAGAGGUGAUGCUCGCGGCAGCUGAACAUAGAUUGGACUCCGUCACUAUCAAGACUAAAGAAGACACCUACUCCACGACCGUUGUCAUGUCUGCUGGUGGAUAUCCAGAGGCCUAUGCCAAGGGCGACGAGAUCACAAUCAAGACUCCUCCUGCUGACACUUACAUUUUCCAUGCUGGAACUGACGUGAAGGACGCUAAGAUCGUUACUUCGGGAGGCAGAGUCAUCGCAUCGACCGCCACUGCAUCCACGCUAAGGGAGUCCGUGGACAAAGCCUAUGUUGGUGUUGACCAUGUUUCUUUUGACAAGAAAUACAACAGAACGGACAUCGCGCAUAGAGCUUUCAGAGACGCUCAGAAUGCCAGUGCUGGAACCACCUAUGCGGAAGCGGGCGUUUCUGUAGACAACGGUAACUUGUUGGUGGAACAAAUCAAGGCCAAGGUCAAGUCGACUGCCAGGGCUGGUGCUGACUCCGACAUUGGUGGGUUUGGUGGUUUAUUCGAUCUCAAGGCUGCGGGUUACGACGGAGCUGACACUCUCUUGGUUGGCGCGACGGACGGUGUUGGAACCAAGUUGAGAAUUGCUCAGAUCAUGAACAUUCACGACACCGUUGGUAUUGACUUGGUGGCCAUGAAUGUCAACGACUUGGUCGUGCAAGGUGCCGAGCCUUUGAUUUUCCUUGACUACUUUGCCACCGGUAAACUUGAUGUUGACAUUGCUGCCAAGUUUGUUAGCGGUGUCGCUGAUGGCUGUAUUACUGCUGGCUGUGCUUUGGUUGGAGGUGAAACUUCUGAGAUGCCUGGAAUGUAUGACGAGGGUCAUUACGACACUAACGGUACCGCUGUUGGUGCUGUUUCCAAAUCCAAGAUCUUGCCAAAGAUUAGCUCCAUGAAGGCUGGCAACGUCUUGAUUGGUUUAAAAUCUGACGGUGUGCACUCGAACGGGUUCUCACUUGUUCGCCAUAUCAUCCAAAAAUCCGGUCUUGACUACAAAUCUAUUGCUCCAUGGACCGAUAGCGGCAAAACUAUCGGUGAGGAGCUCUUGAUCCCAACUAAGAUUUACGUCAAGCAACUCCUUCCCUCGAUCAAGAAAGACUUGUUACUUGGAAUGGCCCAUAUCACCGGAGGUGGCUUGGUAGAAAACAUCCCCCGUGCUUUACCCAAGAACUUGCAAGCUCAAGUUGACUUAAGUGCAUGGGAGGUGCCUGAGAUCUUCAAGUGGUUUGGUAAACAGGGUCAAGUGCCUACUGCUGACUUGUUAAAGACUUUGAACUUGGGUAUCGGUAUGGUUGUUAUCGUUGAAGAAGCCAAUGUUAACGCUGUACUCGCCGAGCUCAAGCAAGCAGGUGAGGAUGCUGUUGUGAUUGGUGACUUGAGGGAGAGAAAGGCCGAUGAAGAGGCCUGUAUCGUAAACAAUGCUGAGGGACUCUACUGA
Metschnikowia bicuspidata var. bicuspidata NRRL YB-4993 is the source of this 2382-nucleotide messenger RNA. It is a transcript of the gene ADE5,7, whose product is annotated as bifunctional aminoimidazole ribotide synthase/glycinamide ribotide synthase. Gene Ontology annotation, molecular function: ATP binding; phosphoribosylformylglycinamidine cyclo-ligase activity; metal ion binding. The transcript has a single exon. Lineage: Eukaryota; Fungi; Ascomycota; Pichiomycetes; Serinales; Metschnikowiaceae. The record is from RefSeq and is a predicted model, not a curated record. The coding region runs from base 1 to 2382 and encodes 793 amino acids. Gene Ontology annotation, cellular component: cytosol. Gene Ontology annotation, biological process: adenine biosynthetic process; 'de novo' IMP biosynthetic process.